AUGGAUCAACGAAAGCCGCCAACUGGUUUCCAUUCAUACAAGGCUACCCCGUCAGCUCAACCAUCAAAUCAAGAUGGAUAUCGACACUCUCAUGGACCUCCAGUACCGACUGCCUUCGCAGCAUCACCGAUGACGUUUGGGUACAACUAUAAUUACAAUCAGUCAUCAACAUCCGCUUCGGUUUGGUCUUCUGCUCAAUCUACUGCAGUCCGUCAAUAUGCUCAUCUGAAUGCAGCGGCACCAAAUAUGCCUUGCUUGGGUAGCACAAGCACAACACAGCAGCAUCAAUCACAACAACAACAAAUAGAGACAUGGACUUGUGAUGCGUGCGACGUAACUGUGGAGUCGGAACGCGCACUCAAGGCUCACAGAAAAAGUCACGUCAAGUGCACGGAAUGCUCAUUCGAAGGUGCACCAAAGAUUGUGAAGGCUCACUAUCUGGCAAGUCAUGGUAAAUUUUCUGGUUCGGGUUUCAAAACUGUUACGGUCGCUGUUCCUGGAUGCCGUGUUCAAAGGUUUCGAGUUUGUGUGGGUAAUAGACCAGAGGAUAUUCAAAAGUGGAUCGCUGAUAGGAAAAAGCGCUUCCCGAGGCAAGCAAAUGCGGAAUCGAACGAAACGAAUGUGGCCUCUCCAACGAAGGACACCACUGCAAAAGCUUCCAAAACUACGGGGCUCUCAUCACUUUUAGGUGGCUAUGGCUCUUCAUCUGACUCAGAGGAUGAAACCCCUGACGAGAGGGAAGAGGAGAAAAAGGAUGACAUGCAAAAGUCGCUUGUGCAAGAAACUACUACUCACUUGACUGAAAUAUCCACGACCAAAAAGCCCAGUACAUGUACUUCUCCGAAUGCAAGAAUACCACCUUCAAUGGGUUCUCGACCGUGUCGAUACUUUAUGAAAAAUGGAAAGUGUUUGAAUGGGGAUGCAUGUCGAUUCAGUCACGAUCUGAGCAAUCAACCCAAACGGAAACAUGAGGAUACAAGGAAACGAAAACGAGGAAAGUCCUCAUCGAAUGACACACUUCUGCGGAAACUGCUAUCAAAUGAUGUUGAUAGAGAAGAGACUCUUGCCUUGCAGUUGUUGGAACAUAUUUUCGACUCAAAUUUCUUUGAUGGCGCCCAUGAAAGUAAGAAAGGGCCUAAGCUGAACUGA
Messenger RNA from Cylindrotheca closterium, 1149 nucleotides. The record is from the annotation of a GenBank genome assembly. Lineage: Eukaryota; Bacillariophyta; Bacillariophyceae; Bacillariales; Bacillariaceae.